Molecule: messenger RNA, 3549 nt
Organism: Exophiala bonariae
Lineage: Eukaryota; Fungi; Ascomycota; Eurotiomycetes; Chaetothyriales; Herpotrichiellaceae
Exons: 3
Coding region: 1-3549 (1182 amino acids)
Molecular function (GO): ADP binding; protein binding
Source: RefSeq, a predicted model, not a curated record
AUGACGUUGAAGUUGUUAUUCCCCUCUAAGGCUGAAGGCGAUGGAAUCACACACGCUCUACAGCCUGAUGUCACUUCAGUUGAAGGUAUCGACAUUGUUGCUGUACAUGGACUCAAUGAAGACCUUGUUGGAGCCUGGACCGACAAGGCAACGAAAAAGCUCUGGCUUAGGGAUUUAUUGCCACUCGAUGAAUUUAUGACUGUUGCUCGUGUUUUGACCUUUGGAUAUGAUGGGAGUCCAUCGCAUUUUUUCGAUGCAGACGAGGAAACGGCACCAGUGACGACAAUCGCAAGGAAUCUUGUCUGCUAUCUUUCAGCCAACCGACAUAUGGCGAGAUGUGAUCAAAGACCUAUCAUUUUUAUCUGCCAUGGAAUGGGCGGCCUCAUCGUCAAGAAGGCGCUAAUGCUUUCCCGCGAUGAGAAAAGCCCCACGACCCACCAUCAACAAGGGAUAUUCACCUGCACUGCUGGGAUUCUGUUCUUCGGUACUCCUCAUGGCCAGGUUUCUGACCCUCAUAUUUGGUACCGAGCUAGAUAUCUUGUUGAUCUGCCAAAUACCAAAAAGCUCAAGCACACCUCCGCAUUGUGGUCGAUCAAUCAAGAUUUUACAAAGAUCCAACUGUGGUUCACGCAAAUAUUCUUUUGGGAAGAGAUUAAUCCUCGUGUUGUUAAUUCCUCUGCCGUCCCGCCAGGAAUGGAAGGGUCUAGUGCAGGGAUCUAUGCGACUCAUUCGGGCAUGGUUAAAUUCGCCGCACUUGAAUCUCCUGGUUAUUUAGUUGUCAGAUCCAAUCUUCUUCGCCUCUGCAAGGGCGCUGCUGGUCGCAUUGAACUGCGAAGGAAGAAUAAUGAGAAAGCUCUGUGUGACAAUUGGCAACAACAAUUAGCCAUCGAUCAUGGCAUAGGAAUGCAUAUGAGUCAAGCCACGAGUCCUUCGACGCCGAUGAAAGAGCCGCACCCGCACAAUAUCUUCAUGCUCCCAAAACACCAUCAUCUGGACUCCAACCAGUUUAUUGGUAGAGAGCAGGAGAAGACCAGGCUCAAAGAGGCAUUCAUAGAUCUGAGGAGACCCUCGUCAGAUGACUUUGCAAGGAGAUUCGUUGUGUAUGGUAUGGGGGGUGCUGGGAAAACCGAGCUUGCGUCCUGGUUUGCAAAACACUACAAACAUCGAUUUGAUGCCGUUGUGACCAUAGAUGCGACAUCAACAGAACGUAUCAAAUCUUCACUGGCUGAACUCGGUGAGAAGGGUGGUCUCGAAGCUACGGAGAAAUCAGGAGAACAUGUGCUUCAACAAUUUUGCAAGCCAGUUUUGCUUAUCAUCGACAACGCCGAUGACUCACGGUUCAAUGUGCUGGAACAUAUCCGGAUGAAUAAUCACGCUUCUGUGAUUAUCACCACAAGACACCCGAGCCUUUGUCGAGAUGCGAAUGUGGGAUUCUUGAAACUCCAGGGUCUGGGAGAGGACGAGUCUUUGCGGCUCCUUUUGACGUGCUCUAAGAUCGCUGAACCUUGGAACUUAGCCACGGAGACGGUUGGGAGAGCGAUAUGCGAGCUUUUGGGCCAUCUUGCUUUGGCACUGGUAGUCGCGGGAAGAUCUAUCCAGAAAGCAUUCCAUGGGCCUGAAAGGCUUCAGAAAUAUCUCGAUUUCUACAAUUCUAAAAGAGAGGCCUAUCAUUCGUCUCACCAUGAGCAGGAUGGUAUCGAGGGUGAUUAUCGCGAUCAGACGGGAAAGGGAUUUGCAUAUCCUGCAUUCGAAGUUUCUCUUGCACGUCUUCAGAAGAAUCAAUCGCAAUCCUGUCAAGACGCGAUUGAAAUUCUCAACAUCAUUGCUUUCUACCACCGCCAAAAUAUUAUGCUCGAUAUAUUCACGGAAGCAGCACGGAACAAAUCAUCAUCUUUCAUUGGCGCCGCCGCGUCUCUUCACAUGAGGCUGAAGCAUUGGGUCGCCGAAAGAUUCUGUCCACCGCGUGUCAUGCCUGCCUUCUGGAAUUCAGCAUCGCCAGGGAAGGAUACCCAUCGGGCACGAGACGGUAUGUCGGAGUUAAUCUCUUUAUCUCUUGUUAAUGUGGAUGAUACGACUUCUGAAUACUCCCUACACCCUCUGGUUUAUGACUGGGCUCGAGAUCGUCUCAGCGAAGGAGAACGGAAGCUCUGGGCACGGAUAGCACUGAAUAUCCUUGUUGAAGCAAUCAGAUUGACAUCCCAAAGCGACACCAACAGGCAGGAGUGUGUAAAAGAAGCCCACAAACAGUCCGAGUUUCACAGAAGCAUAUUAUCUCAUCUGGAUAUAUGUUUCCCUCUAUGCUCGAUUGAGAUAUCCAACUAUGACGAACUACUAUCAAGAGCGCGCCUUUAUGUUUCACCUUAUCUGUUUCCAACGUUUUUACACAUAGUUGGGGAGCAAGCAUCCAUUAUGGCCAAGGCGGGGUUCGUAUAUGGCGAAGGUGGCAGAUUUAAGGACUCUCUACUAUGUUUGCAAAAAGUGGAAAGACUCCUGUGUCGAUGGCUGGGAACCGGCAAUUCUAGAACAAUGGCUGUCAUGCUCGGACUUGCAAGGAUCCACUGGGGCUUGGGUCAGCUGGAUGAAGCCAUCAGACUGCAGAAAAUUGUGGUCAACGCCCGAGAAAGAAAUUAUGGCUCUGAUAACGAAGAAACGCUCGAAGCUACUGACGAGCUUGGGCGAUCUUACUGGCUGAACGGUCAAUAUACGGAGGCACUGGACUAUGCCGAGAGGACAAAGACACGCAUGAACAUCACCCUUGGGGAGGACGACGCACGGACUUUAGUUGCGAUGGACAGAUACGGAGUAGCUCUGCAAUCGUGGCACCGGUUCGAGGAAUCUGCUCGAAUUCAUGCAUAUGUUUUGGACAUGCGACAGAAAAAGCUCGAACCAGAACAUUUGGAAACACUUGAAUCGAAGAACAAUCUAGCCAUGGCGCUCAUGGACUUGAAGAGAUUCGACGAGGCUGAGAACCUAAUGCACGAAGUCUACAACCAAAGAACGACGAAACUUGGAAAAGAACACCCCUGGACUUUGUGGGCGCUGUGCUACCUCGCGAAGAUUAUGGUCAAAAAUGGGCAGCUUGAGCAGGCGGAGCAUUUGUUGCUUGGUGGCAUUGAUGCUGCUAAUAGAAGUCUGCCCGAAGACCAUCUGGGGAUCCUUAUGGGAAAAGGCGAACUCGCGCGCGUUUAUUCCAGACAAGGUCGUUUGGAUGAGGCUUUCAGCCUUCUAUCACACACGGUCAAGCGACUGGAGGAGACCCGAGGGCGAGAACAUCCAGACAGCUUUUACGCGAAAUGGAAAUUGGCAAUCCUCCACCAACGACGGGGCGAGGUUGAUCAGGCUAUCGAAGAGUGCCAAACCGCGGUUCAGAGGGCGCGAAUGAGGUUGACAGAUGCUCACCCCUUAGUCGGCAUAAUGCAGGCUGAUCUGCAUCAAUUUUGUCAGACCCAACAGCCUCAACAACAGCAAGAACAUACGGAUCCAGUACCCCUCAGCAAGAUCAAAGGCGUUAAACGUAGAUUUGAGUUUCGAGCACGAUUGACGUGGUGA